CUUCACAGACCUGCAUGUGGCUGAACAUGCAGUCCAAAUCUCUUUUUUAUUUGAGGAAGAAAUCUCUUAAUACGCUGGAAAAUAUCUGCACAUAUUGAACGUUUGAGGAUCCUUUCACUGCAGUCAGAAGCUGUUUUGUGAAAUACGAGUUUUUUACGUCGACUUACUGUAUCAGGUAAUUUUUUUUUCAUUAAAGUAGUCCUGUGGAGGGGUUUCAUCGAGCUGCGGGAAUAUCUAUGGACUCACAUUUUAUUAUAUCUUGAGAACAACUUGAUGCUUCCUUCGGACUUCAUUUCGAGCUAAAAUUGAUUCUUAUAUUUUUUUAUUAUUCGUUCAGAGGAGGGUCAGGAUGGACUUCACUUCAAAUUCAUCUUUUUCCCUCUUCAAUUCACCUGAGAGUCUGCAGAAAGAACAUGAGCAACAGUACGACAACGUGCUCAUGCCCAGCAUCUUCGGGGUAAUCUGCUUCUUCGGGAUCUUCGGGAACUCCGUCGUCAUCUACACCAUCGUGAAGAAAACCAAGCUGUGCGCUCAGCAGACGGUGCCGGACAUCUUCAUCUUCAGCCUGUCCAUGGCCGACCUCCUGUUUCUGCUCGGCAUGCCCUUCCUCAUCCACCAGCUCGUGGGGAACGGCUCCUGGUGCUUUGGUGCCACCAUGUGCACCGUCAUCACAGCGCUUGACUCCAACAGCCAGAUCGUCAGCACCUACAUCCUGACCGUGAUGACUCUGGAUCGUUACCUGGCAACCGUGCACCCCAUCCGCUUCAAGCAUGUGCGGACCCCCUGUGUGGCCCGGGUGGCGGUGGCUCUGGUCUGGAGCUUCUCCCUGCUGUCCAUCACUCCGGUCUGGAUGUACACGGGACUCAUGCCCCUCAAGGACGGCUCGGUCGGCUGUGCCCUCCUGCUGCCCAACCCGGCCACCGACACCUACUGGUUCACCCUCUACCAGUUCUUCCUGGCCUUUGCUCUACCCUGGGUGGUCAUCUGUUGGGUCUUUUUUAAGAUUCUGCAGAACAUGUCGGCUACAGUCGCCCCUCUGCCUCCGUGCAGCCUGAGGGUGAGGACGAAGAAGGUGACCCGCAUGGCGGUGGCCAUAUGCCUGGCCUUCUUCUCCUGCUGGGCUCCUUAUUACAUCCUGCAGCUGGCCCACCUGGGAGUACAGAGACCCACCUUUGCCUUCAUGUACGCCUACAACAUCGCCAUCAGUUUGGGUUACGCGAACAGCUGCAUCAACCCGUUUAUUUACAUCGUGUUGAGUGAAACGUUCAAGAGGAAGUUCAUUGUUGCCAUCAGGCCGACUCACAAAGUGUUCAGGGUUGCCCCUGCUCUCCCCGACGGCAGCAUGAGCCUGAAGAUGGCACCAGACAACACUCACUCAUCCCACCUGCAGUCACCCAGAGAGCUGCUUCACAACAUGCUGCCUGUCACUGUGGCUGUGCACUGAGACGACCACACGACCCCCCCAGCCAUGACCGCCAA
This is a messenger RNA of Labrus bergylta (ballan wrasse), 1479 nucleotides long. RefSeq names its product melanin-concentrating hormone receptor 1b (gene mchr1b). Gene Ontology annotation, molecular function: neuropeptide binding; melanin-concentrating hormone receptor activity. The record is from RefSeq and is a predicted model, not a curated record. Gene Ontology annotation, biological process: neuropeptide signaling pathway. Lineage: Eukaryota; Metazoa; Chordata; Actinopteri; Labriformes; Labridae. Gene Ontology annotation, cellular component: plasma membrane; neuron projection.